AUGACUCUCAAAAAGGCGCCAAACAAGGAGGGCGCUACGCGGAAUUACAUAACGCGUAGCCAGGCGCUCAAGAAGCUCCAGGUGUCGCUCAAGGACUUCCAGCGGCUCUGCAUCCUGAAAGGCGUGUACCCGCGUGACGUCGCUAGAGGAGGCACGCUCACGAGCAAGGGCAUCAAUCGCAGGAAGCUCAAGAAGGACAAAAUCUAUUACCAUGUGAACGAUGUGCGGUACCUGGGAUCCGGCGACCUUCUCGCCAAGUUCCGUGACAUCAGCGCGCACCUCAAGCGACAUCGCAAACUGGUCACCCGAGGCGAACUGUACGACGCCAAGCUCGUCGAACGGAAGCGCCCGCGGUACUCGCUCGCAACCGUCGUCAAGGAACGCUGCCCAGCGCUCGUGAACGCAGUUGCCGACCUGGAUGAUGCGGUCUCUACCAUCGCAGCAGUGGCGGCGCUUCCGGCCAACAAAAAGAAGGGCAUCGAGCCCAAAGUUGUGGACAUGUGCCAGAUGCACCUGCAGCACUUUCUGAAAUAUGUCAGCGAAACGCGUUGUCUGAAGAAGACCUUCAUCUCAAUCAAGGGGUUCUACUUCCAGGCGGAAAUACUGGAGGAGACCGUGACGUGGAUUCUCCCCCACUGCUUCGCACAGGAGAUGCCUGAUGAAGUGGACUUCAAUGUAAUCGCAACUUUUGUGGAGUACUACAUCGAGCUCGUCAAACUGGUGAACUUCAAGCUGUACUCAAUGGCAGGGCUGUCGUACCCGCCGAAAGUGAAGCCUGAAUUCGCGCACAUCGGCAAUGAAUUCGUGUACAUGGAAUCAACAGGCGGCACGGCAGUCACGGAGGGGCUGUUCAAUGGGAUGCGAUUCAGCUUAUCCCCCGAGGUGCCCCUGGUGCCGACCUGCCUCGUGAUAUUGUCGGCAGGCGGCACGAUAACGGAGCUGGAGAACGCAACGCACGUUAUCGUUGAUAGGCCGGUUGCGGAUGUGGACCCAACGAAGGACUACGUGCAGCCGCAAUACGUGUUCGACUGUCUGAACUGUGGAAUCUUGUUGCCAGUCCAGCAAUACGCAAUAGGCGUGCCACUUCCGCACCAUCUGUCUCCGUUUGUGGAUGACUUGGCGGUGCCAGAUAGGCAACUUGAGUUGGAUAAACUCGUCAAGGAAGCGUCUCAGCGUUCCCUCACCAAUGAUGAUCCAGAUGACCUUAAAACUCAGCGGAUUAGGUUCCAAGAGGACAUCAAGAAGGAGACCACCAUGACGGAAGAAAUGAAACAAAUGUCUAAGGCGCUAAUGCCUAAGAAGACAAGACGCCUUCUCUCCAAAAUCGAGUUCGGCGAACGACGGAAGGCUGAGGCUGCCGAGAAGCUCAGACAGAAGAAGGAAGCAAUUAAACGUAAAACCAAAUAA
Babesia bigemina is the source of this 1407-nucleotide messenger RNA. RefSeq names its product pescadillo N-terminus family protein, putative. Gene Ontology annotation, cellular component: PeBoW complex; nucleolus. Gene Ontology annotation, biological process: ribosome biogenesis; maturation of LSU-rRNA from tricistronic rRNA transcript (SSU-rRNA, 5.8S rRNA, LSU-rRNA). The transcript is spliced from 8 exons. The coding region runs from base 1 to 1407 and encodes 468 amino acids. Gene Ontology annotation, molecular function: RNA binding. Lineage: Eukaryota; Apicomplexa; Aconoidasida; Piroplasmida; Babesiidae. The record is from RefSeq and is a predicted model, not a curated record.